CAAGCAGGUAUGUGUUAUGUACAGCUGAAUAUGGUCAGAGAUAAUUAGAGAUAUAUAGAAGUUGAAGGCUGAUCAGAUGUUUGUGUUUCAGUUGUAACUGCUGGACGAGACAUGAGGAUGACUCCAGACACAGAGGAGUCUAUCAGGUGUACACUGUCCGGCUGCAGCUGUGUGUGUUUUAAACCAGGAAGUGUUCAACUCAGGUCAUGUGAUCGCUGCGGACACAGCUGGGUGGCGCACGCCAUGGAGAAGCUCCAUGCCCAGCCUCCCUCCAGCUGCGGCCCAGUAGAGGUGGCUCUUCCUGGGCUGGUGUUCGACUUGAGCUCCCUGGUCCUGUACGGAGCUCAGGCCAUUCCUGUGCGGCUGAAGAUACUGCUGGACCGCCUCUACAGCAUCCUGACCCCAGAACAGGUCAGCCACAUACUGCACACUCUGGGCUGGAGUUUGGGGGAUUAUGUUAGAGGAUACAUGCUGCAGUAUCCCAGUGGGAAAGUGUUGGAUCGCUGGUUAAUGGUGACUCCUGAUGAAGAGCUGCUCAUCCUCAAACAGUUCCUUCGCUUCGGCGAGACGCGCCCCAUCGUCGAGUUGAUGACACUUCAAUGCCUGGCAGCUGUCAGUCACCUCUCUGAUCCAGAGCUAAACCCCACCACAAAGAGAUGCCAGUCAAACAUCAGCACGUUCAUCGAGCAGAGCAGCAGAAUGCCAGGAAUGGUUAGAAACGCAAGAGGAGAGUCGCGUUUGGUGGCCGGCGUCUACCAUUUCAAGAAAAACAAUCCAGCUGACCACAACGGCACUGUCCACCAUUUUGAAAACUUUCCGGAUGGACUGUCUUUGCUUCUCCCGUUCCACUUUCCAAACUCUGCCUAUCAUUGUUUUGCCCCUCCCACCAAGGACCUCGUUUCUCCCAGUAAGUUAACACAGUGUCUACAGAGGCCCAGUGGGGCCCAACUGGCCGACAGACACAGGCAGGACAGAGGAAGAGGAGGGCAGGAGAAUGAUCCAAUUUUGCAGAAAGCCAAAGGUGAACCAGCUUUCAAAAUCAAGACGGACCCCGACAAACCAAACCCGGCCCGGACGCUAUGGCAUCAGAUCCCCCGGUUCCACAUCGACCAGGAGCUUGAUGUUCACAGGGGCAUGGCCAAACAGGAGAACACUUCUCCACUCUCUCCUUCCUUAAACUCCUCACUCAUCCCUACUUCUUCUUCUUCACUCCAUCGAUCCAUCUCCUCUUCUUCAUCGUCUCCUCCAAAGAUUUCCCAGAAGUUGCACGGCUCCUCUUCCUCCUCUCUCCAUCCU
Thunnus maccoyii (southern bluefin tuna) is the source of this 1296-nucleotide messenger RNA. RefSeq names its product zinc finger protein basonuclin-2-like. The annotation marks the transcript as partial. The record is from RefSeq and is a predicted model, not a curated record. Gene Ontology annotation, cellular component: nucleus. The transcript has 6 exons. Gene Ontology annotation, biological process: regulation of DNA-templated transcription. NCBI's taxonomy places the organism in Eukaryota, Metazoa, Chordata, Actinopteri, Scombriformes, Scombridae.